Molecule: messenger RNA, 1289 nt
Organism: Ornithodoros turicata
Lineage: Eukaryota; Metazoa; Arthropoda; Arachnida; Ixodida; Argasidae
Product: leucine carboxyl methyltransferase 1-like
Exons: 7
Coding region: 137-1156 (339 amino acids)
Biological process (GO): C-terminal protein methylation
Cellular component (GO): cytosol
Molecular function (GO): protein C-terminal leucine carboxyl O-methyltransferase activity
Source: RefSeq, a predicted model, not a curated record
AUCCAAUCCAACCCAAGACAUUGCGAGGGUGUUGGUAUGCCGGCGUUCGUCUCCUAAGAUAAUUUGCGUACUUCCAUUUUUGCGCUGCGGGUGAAGAACAAUUCAUGACUUGACAGAAUCAAUAAAGCGUUUCCCCAUGAAAAUGACCGAGGAGGAUCCCGUCAUCCAGACAAACGUUGACGCAUCCGCUAGUAAGAGAGAUGCGGUCACUAAGGGCUACUGGAGCGACCCAUACAUUCAACAUUUUAUUAAGUCAUCGGAGAGGAAAGCACCAGAAAUAAGUCGCGGUUAUUUCGCUCGUGUCCAGGGCGUGCGGACUCUGUUGGACAAGUUUCUUAAGGCAGUUGGACCCGAAUGUCAGAUAGUCAACCUGGGAGCUGGCUUCGACACGCUGUUCUGGCGGCUGACAGACGACAAAGCAGAGUUCAAGACGAUGGUUGAAGUGGAUCUCCCGGCAGUGACCACAAGAAAGUGUUAUUAUAUUCGAGUGCGAAAGCCGCUGCUUAGAGUUGUGGCAACUGAAGAUACAAUGAAUGAACUUUUACUCCAACAACAUCAGCGGUCGGGGAUCAGCACUCCUUCCUUUGCUGAUGAUGACGUGAAGCUAAGCAGUUCGGACUUCCACACGCAACGCUACCACCUGGUGGGGUGCGACUUGAGAGAGCUGGAUGUCUUUGAAGCCAAGGUGGUCCACGAGAGCGGACUUGACCUAAAGCUUCCCACGGUAUUCCUUGCAGAGUGUGUCCUCGUUUACAUGAGCAUCGAGGAGUCCAGUGCCCUGCUCUCGUGGAUAACUCGCAACUUUACGCACGCUGUCCUCAUCAACUAUGAUCCCGUAAACAUGGGUGACAAAUUUGCGGAAGUCAUGGUGGAAAACUUGAAGCGUCGCAAUUGCCUUCUGGCUGGUCUUCAAGCCUGCAGCUCUCUAAAAUCUCAGGAAGAGAGGAUUUUGGCAACAGGCUGGAACCGGUGCCAAAUUUGGAACAUGACUCAAGUGUACCAUUCCCUCCCACAGUCCGAAUUGCAAAGGGUGGAACGACUGGAACCUCUAGAUGAGCAAGAACUUCUGGAACAGCUCCUGGCUCACUACUGCCUCUGCAUGGCAUACAAGGGAGGAGGAACACCUUCAAAGUUUGCAAAUAUCUUGAUCGCCUAGUCUCGGUUAACCACUGGUUCAGAGCCCUCCCUGUUUUGUGCGUGAUUGUGCUCACCGCAAUGUACAUUGUUGCCACCAUUGUCGUCUGUAAUGUCCACCACUUUUGUGUGUCAAAUACACAGUCCCAUGCCUA